This is a messenger RNA of Cuculus canorus (common cuckoo), 3186 nucleotides long. RefSeq names its product adaptor related protein complex 3 subunit mu 1 (gene AP3M1). Gene Ontology annotation, cellular component: cytoplasmic vesicle; clathrin adaptor complex. The record is from RefSeq and is a predicted model, not a curated record. Bases 241 to 1497 code for a protein of 418 amino acids. Lineage: Eukaryota; Metazoa; Chordata; Aves; Cuculiformes; Cuculidae. Gene Ontology annotation, biological process: intracellular protein transport; endocytosis. The transcript has 9 exons.
UGCUAACCUGCUUUGAAGUAGCAAUGCUCUUACUGUUCGGUGUGGUGAAUGGUUUGUACCCAUUAGGUGUUGGUCAGACUGGAGGAACAGCUCCACCACUAAAUGUAGCUGUUGUAUCAACAAAAAUGAUACUGGGGUAAUGAAAAUCCAUGCUCAUAGAAGGCAGACUGCGGGUACGGGAGAGGAAAAGCUGUUUUGCAAGACAAGCACAAGCAGAUUAAACUACUCAUGUAGGAGAAAAUGAUCCACAGCCUGUUCCUUAUAAACUGUUCUGGUGAUAUAUUCUUGGAGAAGCACUGGAAGAGUGUUGUGAGCCAGUCUGUGUGCGAUUAUUUUUUUGAAGCUCAGGAGAAGGCAGUCGAUGUUGAGAAUGUGCCUCCUGUCAUUUCAACACCACAUCACUACCUCAUCAGCAUCUACCGGGAUAAAAUCUUCUUUGUGUCUGUCAUACAGACAGAAGUGCCGCCACUCUUUGUAAUUGAAUUUCUACACCGUGUAGCAGAUACUUUCCAGGAUUACUUUGGCGAGUGUUCCGAGACUGCAAUUAAGGACAAUGUAGUUAUUGUGUAUGAACUUCUAGAAGAAAUGUUAGACAAUGGCUUUCCGCUAGCGACAGAAUCUAACAUCUUGAAGGAGCUGAUUAAGCCGCCCACAAUUUUGCGCUCUGUUGUCAACUCCAUCACAGGCAGCAGUAAUGUGGGUGACACGCUUCCCACUGGACAACUGUCCAACAUCCCUUGGCGCAGAGCAGGUGUAAAAUACACAAACAAUGAAGCCUAUUUUGAUGUCGUUGAAGAAAUUGAUGCAAUUAUAGACAAAUCAGGUUCCACAGUCUUUGCAGAAAUCCAAGGUGUUAUUGAUUCAUGUAUUAAGCUCUCAGGAAUGCCAGAUCUCUCUCUUUCUUUCAUGAACCCGCGGCUGCUGGAUGAUGUCAGCUUCCAUCCCUGCAUUCGGUUCAAACGCUGGGAGUCUGAGAGAGUCCUUUCAUUCAUUCCUCCCGAUGGGAAUUUCAGACUGAUUUCCUACCGUGUCAGUUCACAGAACUUGGUGGCAAUUCCUGUCUACGUGAAACACGUGAUCAGUUUUAAGGAAAAUAGCUCUUCAGGAAGAUUUGAUGUUACUAUUGGACCAAAACAGAAUAUGGGGAAGACAGUAGAAGGAGUUAUUGUGACAGUUCACAUGCCAAAGGCUGUACUCAAUAUGAACCUCACUGCUACACAAGGCAGCUACAUGUUUGACCCGGUUACUAAAGUGUUAUCGUGGGAUGUUGGCAAAAUCACCCCUCAAAAGCUACCAAACCUGAAGGGCAUCGUGAACCUGCAGUCUGGGGCCCCCAAGCCAGAGGAGAAUCCGAGUUUAAACAUCCAAUUCAAGAUACAACAGCUUGCCAUUUCAGGACUGAAAGUGAAUCGCCUGGACAUGUAUGGAGAAAAGUACAAGCCUUUUAAAGGGGUCAAGUAUAUUACGAAAGCAGGAAAAUUCCAGGUCAGGACAUGAGAAGACGCUGUACUUCCAAGAGGAAAUGCCCCUAAAACCAAACUUGACUGCUUAGUGACUUAUGUUGCUAUUUAUUAGGUGCCAAUUAAUAGACACUGAUUAGUUUGGGAUCAAAGCAUUUGUGCACAGCAGCUCUUAAAAUGAAAGCAUAGCUUAGUUUUUCUUAAUAAGGCUUUAAAAUGAGGUACUUUUUUUCUAAUACACCUUCACCCUUUUUUUUACUGGAUGGUUGUGCUGGUGAAUAGUUUGAUGUAGGUGAUCACAACGUGUCACAAACACUACACUGCCAGGCAGAUACCAAAGCCCAGAGGCCAAGCACAUGAUGGAGGCCAUACAGGCUGCUGGAAGAGCCUUGUAGCACGUACUGCUGCUGCAGUGCCUGCAGAGAAAGCUUGGCUGUUCUAGCCAGCUGCAAGCUGGCGUUCCACAAAGCAUCCCGGAAUCCCUUCAGAAACAGGGCAGCAGUGAGAGGGCCCAGGUCCCACAGGGGUGAGGACCGAGCCAGUGUCACUCCUGAGAAAGAGCUGCUGAGAAGAAAAAAUAACGUCCUCAUUGUUUACAAGAAAUCGCCUUUCUUAAGAAGCAUUUGCCUUAAUCAGCUUUCAUUUGUGCCAUCUGCAGAUGAGCUGAUAUAAACAACAUUCUGCAUUGAAUCCGGGAGGUGAUUGUGCUCUGUAAUCCACUUUCUUCCCAUUCAGUCUCACCCUUGUCAUAAUUUUUUUAAUGAAUACAGUUGCAGAGAGUAAGAUCUAUUUUUUAUGUGAAGCCUUUGCUUUGAUUUCCACGUGUUCAGAGUGGAUGCCAGCAGAUUUGUGCCAUGUGUACAUUGGAGCGUAGCUUCCUAGAUAGCACAAUAGAAUUGUCACAUGCAUUUAAUGGUCGUGUGCUUUAAUGUUAUGAAAUAAAGGGAACUCUACUGCAGAUCAUCUCUUGUGAAGUAUUUGCACUACUGUAAACUAUUCACAGUGCUUUUAGGCAGGAGAACUGCGAUACCAUUGAGCAAUGACUGCUUGCUAUGUCUGUACUGAAUGUGAUCACUGCAUCUGUCGAAAGCUUACUCAGGAACAACGCAGGUAAGUGUCCUUUUUAUCUUUCAGUAGAGAACAACAAAUGUUUAGAUUAUGGCAUUUCUAAGAUAAAAGGGUGACAAUGCAAAGCUGACUGAACUUUUCUUUAUAUGCCAGCACAAACUUGUUAUCUCUGUAAACCCAAGAUGUGCUCUGCUAGCCCUUACCUUUGGCUGCUAUGGACCAGGCCUUGCCAGCUUCCAACGUGGGCAGCACCAGGGGAGGAGGCACAAAGCCACCCUCCCUGGAAAAGCUUUGAUGCCUACCUAACCCACCACCAGCAGUCACUGCCAAUGAGUAUCACACCUACCUGGUAGAAAGCCACCCUGGGCAUGAAGAUGGAUUUCCUCAGGGAAAUAGUGUUUUCGUGAGGCUCAACCUUUGCUGUAGGCGUGCCGACUCCUGGCGUUUCUCCAAACAGGAUACUCAACUAUGGAAUCACAGAAGCAAGGACUCUGCUCAUAUUCUCCCUGCUGAAGAAAAGAGCCCCAGCACAUGCGUGAACAGCACAGCUGAAGGCACUGGAGGGUGGCACUAUGGAGGAACUGGGACUGCCAUCUCCUGAUCUCACCUGCUCUACGUGUCCAGUGCUGGAGGACUGACAAAGGCAACAGUUUCAGGU